GCUGGUUGAUUGAACACAUCCGAUUGGUCGACGUCGUUUCGGUCGCUGGAUACAAGCACCACAACCCGGCGGUGUGCAUGCAAGCAGGUGGACGAUGCGACGAGGGCACCCCGAGGAUAGUGUCCAGGCCAAGGCACGGACUGAGCACGCGACAAAUCACAGCCAGCAUGAUGCACGGCAAGUUGUCACCUCGUGGGGCUUCAAGGCAACACGCCGUUGACGACAUGAUUCGGUUGACACCAUGCCGAGUUCGUCCCGCCAACAAUAACCACAGCUACGUGGAGGCAACAUCCAUAGCAAAGCUUGCGUCGCCUCGUAACAUCAAGCACGUUCGGCUGGCGCAUCUCGGAACGCAUCACAUCCUUCGCGAGUGGGCGGCGCGAGUGAUUCAGACGAGAUACAGCCAAUUUCACCGCGUUCAAGUACGCGCUAGGCGCCAAGCUGAAGCGACGAGAGCGAAACACCGCGCGAUUGCAUACGACAUUAUGGAGGCAUUGGUUGGCGACUUCAUCCGCGUCGAGUUCAUUCCAGAUAUCCUCAUCGACAUAUUCACGACGGGCCUGGACAAGUACACGCCGCAUCCCGUGGAAAUUCGAGCCGCGCACCAGCUCUACGAGAGCAUGUGCCGUGAAAUCGUUGCGGUCGAAGUGCGGGAGAUUGUCGUGGCAACCGUCGACCGCCUCGUGGCCGCGUAUUUCACAUCAACAGAGGAAUCUACGCAAGCAACGACUCAACCUCCGUGGCAACGUCUUGUUGAUUCGUUUAUGGCCGAGUGGGUGCAUCCUCUCCUGCACGAGAUUGUCCUCGACGGAGUGGACGAGUUGGUGACCCAGUACAUGUCUGCGAAACAACAUACCGCCAUGUUUGACGCGUGGGUACAGCACAUCCUUGCUGAGACUGCCACUACAGCCUUUCGUGAGAUGCAACGGGAAGAUGUACUUGAUACAGUGUUGGACGAGGUGAUGUGCGGUGUCUUGAACGAUAUCGCGACGUCCGAAGUUGAGGCCGCCCGAGCUGCCAACGCUCAGCUCAACCGCGAAAGAGAGCGAAGAUUGAUUGCCCAGACAGCGUCCACGCACCUUCUUGACCAUGCCAUGCUUCGAGCUCUGCUGGAGUUGAUUGCUUUGAAAGCUGAUCGCUUGGCCUUCAAGGACUCUUGUGACCAAUUCCUCAAGACGCUGAUGCUCAAGCGUCUCUUGGCGAUCCAGCAACAACAGGCCUCCCUUCAGACGGUGGUGCGAUCCAGUGCCGUUCUGGUCGCGUGCCACAACCAUUGCUUGCAAGCAAGUCUCGGGCACCUAGUGUCUACGUUACUAGGGGCUGGCCUAGAUGAGUGGGAAGACCGAAUACACUUGGAAGAGGUCAACUCAGACGCAUCACAGCAAAAUGCAACUUGACACUUUCGUUGAUGCUGAGGC
Molecule: messenger RNA, 1418 nt
Organism: Aphanomyces invadans
Lineage: Eukaryota; Oomycota; Saprolegniomycetes; Saprolegniales; Verrucalvaceae
Exons: 7
Coding region: 78-1397 (439 amino acids)
Source: RefSeq, a predicted model, not a curated record